UUACAUUGUAAUUUCAUAAGGGCGGAGGAAAAUGUCUUAUUAUUUUUUCAUUUAAGGUGAAGGGCAGAUCCUGUCUUCACUAUACCGGUUGACUAUGCUCAACUCACAGAUACAGGACAUGUCGAAGAGGUGUCAGGAUAUUUGCACACUUAGUAAAUCACCCAACCCAUCACUGGUAUAGCUGUUAUCAUGGCAACCAGUGCAGUCCCUAGCGACAACCUCCCAACAUACAAACUGGUGGUUGUGGGAGACGGAGGUGUGGGCAAGAGUGCUCUUACCAUCCAGUUUUUUCAGAAGAUUUUUGUGCCAGAUUACGACCCUACUAUUGAAGAUUCCUACUUGAAACACACAGAGAUUGAUGGCCAGUGGGCGAUUUUGGAUGUUUUAGACACAGCUGGUCAAGAGGAAUUCAGUGCCAUGCGAGAGCAGUACAUGAGGACUGGUGAUGGUUUCCUUAUUGUGUUCUCUGUGACGGACAAGGCCAGCUUUGACCACAUUGACCGCUUUCACCAGCUCAUCCUACGAGUGAAAGACCGGGAGUCUUUCCCCAUGGUCUUGGUGGCCAACAAAGUGGACCUGGUUCAUCUGAGGAAAGUGACAAACGAACAGGGUUGUGAGAUGGCUGCCAAACACAACAUUACCUACAUUGAAACAAGUGCCAAGGAUCCCCCAAUGAAUGUGGACAGAGCCUUUCAUGAACUGGUCAGAGUUAUUAGACAACAAGUUCCAGAGCGGAGUCUGAAAAAGAAGAAAAAAAUGAAGUGGAGGGGAGACAGAGCCAUGAAUUCUCACAAGCUUCACUGUGUGAUGUUGUGACGAUCUCUCCUGUUGAAAUUACAAGUGUUUGGCAUGAUAAACUGCCACAGAACACCGAAUGGAGAUCUGCACUAAUAAUAGAGGACCACAGACUUUGAGUAUCAAAAAACUCAUAUGAAGUCAAACAAUCUCUUCCUGUCUCAGGGAGUCAUGUUAGGAGAGUCAAGGGAUCACUGCACUCAACCAGGCCAAGGAGGAGCUAACUUAAUAUCCUGAAAGAGACAUAUUGACCUUACCAGCCAGGACACAUCAAGUAAUUUACCUGUCCUCACUGAAAGCAAAAAUGCUGCAUGAAGCAACAAAAUCACAGCCAAUCAGAACCUGACUGAUUUUGAAUAGAUACAUAUGUUAAGCUGGAUUUUGGACCAAUGAGAUUUCACUGUGGGCAGGGCUUUCCAGUGAGGCAAAAGUGUGACAAAAUGUCACAUAUUAAUUGUCGCAGUCGUGGUCGGUUCAUAACAUUUUGGCUUACAUGGAAUCGUACAUUUAUCAAUUAAAUCGGUGGAGCAGUUCCACUUCUAGUCGCUAGUGAGUGUUCCUACUGCACAAUAGUAUCCAACUGUAUCAGUAGGUGGAUAACAUGAGGUCCACAUUUAUUUUCAUUGGUUGAUUGCUGCAUCAUGUUGCUAUUCUUUUAACUCAGUUAAACUGCUCAACUUUAUUGCAUCUAAAGUAGUCAUUGUCGCUCAUGCCGCCUCAUAUAGCCAACUCUUAUUGACUUCCAAUCACUUUGUCACUUUGUGAAUGUACCUUAUUGCUUUAUCAUGUUGUGUGGGGUUAGGACACGGUGUGACAAUUUGCACAUGGACAGCGUUAGGGCUGAAACGAUUAGUUGACGUUAUCGACACCGUCGACAAUAAAAAAUAGCUGACCAAUAUUUUUGUUGUAGAAAAGUCGUUUGAUCUCAUUUAACUUAACACGAGAUCACAUGAAACUGUAAUGAUGAUGCGUGAGAGCAGCACUGCAGUUUGUGCCUGACUGAGGAGAGAAUGAAAACAGCUCACGGUCCAGAUGCACUCUAAACUUUCCAAACAGGUUCAGGUGAUGUAGAUCACAAAGUAUGAGAGAAUAAUAAAAACUAGUAAGUAAAUACAAAAGCACUCUUGUUGUGAAAUAAGCGGAGCUGGAGCUGCCGCUCUGCUGAAGCAAAACUUGUUUGUUGAGCGUCUUUAAAGGAAACACCCCGGCAUUACAUCUUUAAUGCAGUUACAUUUAAUGCGUUAUAGCUUUAUUAAAGUUCAAAUAAUAAGGAAGCAGGUCAUGUAAAUAACUACAAACUCCAAAACUUGCAUUUCUCUGUGUGGUCAGUGCCUCUUCUAUGAGUUGCGCAAAUGUCCCGAUCUAAGGGGGAGAGAUUGAAACUGCACCCGGCCAAUGCACACUCUGUCGCAUGGACACUUAUCCCUCGAGCGUGCGUGCUUUCUUGCUGCAGCUAGAUUAGAACGUGAUGGCUCGCGACUUAUUGAAUCAUAAUAUAUGUGUCACUGUGCAUUUCUUAUGGGAAGAAAAUUGGCAAUAUGCAGCUUUAUUAAUAAGCGAUAUUUUUAAUUUAAUGAUGAGAGUUAAUGAUGGAUUGAAGUGAACAGAAAGGUGAGAGAGUGAAGUCUUCACCCCAUAAUACACUGUAACAAAAUACGUUUUUUCCAAAAAUAAUAUCUAAAACUCAUACAUUUACGUGCUGUAUUUAAAACAACAUACAUUUACUUUAGCAGCACUGCAGAAUAUUUUUUGUUAUUAUCUGAGAAUGUUGAAUAUAAUAUUAUAAAUAAAAUAUGCAUUCCUCUUGAGAGGUAGCAUAUAAGAUAUUUUUAAAUUCAGAUAUUUAGAAAAUAAGCAUAUUUUGUCUUUACUGCACUCCCAGAAGUGAGAAAAUACACUUAUAUUUAAGAUACAUUCACUUAAUGCAAGUCGAGUUUAGACAGUUUUAAAUGGAAAACGAGUGGUGGUAGUGUAGUGGGCUUAAGCACUGAACUGGUAAGCAGAAGGUUGUAGGUUCGAUCCCCACAGCCACCACCAUGGUGUACUUGAGCAAGGCAAUUAACUCCAGGUUGCUUCGGGGGGAUUGUCCCUGUAAUUAGGGCUCUGUAAGUCGCUUUGGAUAAAAGCAUCUGCAAAAUGCAUAAAUGUAAAUGUAAAACAUGACACCAACACUUGAUAACAAUAGGAUUUUUUGCAGUUAAUUUUUUUACAGAAUUACACUUCAUAAAAAGUAUUUUUUCCCUUUAAUUCAGUGAAUGUCAUUUAGAGGUAUUUUAAAAAGAUGAUUCUGACCUCUGUAUCGUUAGCAAGCACAUUUAAUACAACCGUUUAAGUCGGGGCACAAGCUGAAUAGUCGGUUAAGCGCUAAUGAGUAAUCAUUUCAUUUUGCACCGAAUAGUUGAAUAAUCGUUCUAAUAAUUGUUAGAUUAGUUGAAUAUCAAAAUAAUUGUUAGUUACAGCCCUAGACAGCGUUAACAUUCCACAUAGGAUAGGGACAUUGUUUUUUAACAAUCAAGAAGUUCUAUAACAAAGAUUAAAAUGUGCCUUAAUAAUAAAUAUUUAUUGGCAUUUAUGAAGGAGUAUGUAGCAAGUGUAACUAGUGGAGCUUAUUUAUGAUGAGGACACUUUUAUUGUCAUGUGAAUUUUUGGGAUGUCCUUAAUAUGGCCUUUAGUGUUAAGCACAAAAAGUACUGACACACAAGUACAUGACAGUACCAUUGCACUUGAUCACAAAUCCAAGUUUUGUUUUUAUUUAUUUUUAUUUUUUUACUUUUUCAGUAAGAGAUGUAUUUACUUAUGGGUUCUUGCUAUAUGGCUUGAUAGUGUUUAUACAUUGUCCUGUAAUGUCAAAUGGCUCAUUAAUUGUUUGGAUUAUGUUGCACACUCAAAGGUGCUUUAAGUAAUUUUUUGUUAUACCAUGCAUAAAAUGUAUCUUACUGUACCCCAGACAGAUGUUAUUGAAAUUAGUGUCCUGAUAAAUUAGAAUCCACAGUUAAAAUCAAGCUACAGUGGGUUUCUGCAUAGUAGAACUCAAGUAUUCAUCUGUCUGUCUCCAUAGACAUGAAACAAUGCAUAAUCGAAUAUUUCAAGGAAGGACGACAAAUAUGACAGAAUAAACCUUAUUCAUGAUAGCCCAAUAUUUGGUUUUUAAUGGAAAUGACAAGAAGGCUGUGAGGGAUAGACUUACAGUCUUUUCAAUGGAAAGGUAAAAAGCUGUAUAACGCUCCAAGAUCACAUCUGUAGUUCUUUGUAUACUGAACGUUCCCAUUGAAAGUCAAAGAUGGCGCUAGCGUGAAUAAGGUCUAAAUGUGGGGUAAAAACGUGUGGGAGUGGCCAAUGUUUUUUUAAUCAAUCAGAAAACUACCCAAAUGAUUCAGCCCUCUCUGCCUGAAUUGGUUUUCAUAUUUGGGCUUGUGGGCAUGUCUUUUUUGGAGGGCUUGUUUUGGAGAGAGUAUGUGUUGUGAAGUUAGCAAAGUGAUUGAAAUGCCUUGAGUUUUAUUGCUUAGGUUGUAUACAAUGGAAGUGAAGGUUAGAGAGAAAAAGUGUGGUUAAGAUGGGUAGAUGGGCUUGAUUUAAUGCUUUAUCAGCCUUCAUUAUUCAACAGUUUGUCAGACCUCCUGUUCCUCAGUUUCCUCUUUGUUUGGACCAAUUAAUGUGCCUGUGCUUGCAUGAUAGAUAGUCAGUUUAUUUGCCACUUGUUCCUCUAACUGCUCCCAAAGGACUGACAUGUAGAAACUCAUCCAGUCUGCUGUUAAAACCAUGGGACCCUUAAGACAAAUGAUAUGUUGUAAUGGUCAGUACAGCUUUGAUCUGCUCAUUUGUUCUUUAUAUUGACACAUCAGUAAAUAAAUCUGUGUGGGACAAUGUAUCAAAACGUUCUGUGAUCGUUUCAUUUGAAUUGAGUGUAUUGUUUCUUUUUUGGCAUCAGGUUUAGAGAUUUCAUAUCCAGAAUCUCUAUUUCAGUUUUUUUAACUAUUACAGGAGGCAUUGGUUGUUAAAAGUCACAGUGUAGAGAUGAUUUGCACAGAUGAAUACAUUAAAUUUGCACAGUGCACUAGCUCAAAGCCCUUUCCAUCUCACAGUGUUAAAUCAUCCUUAAUGAUCAUCUCUAUGUGAAAUAAAGGUUUUCAGCUGCUUUUGAAUAA
This is a messenger RNA of Xyrauchen texanus (razorback sucker), 4940 nucleotides long. It is a transcript of the gene mrasa, whose product is annotated as muscle RAS oncogene homolog a. Bases 190 to 816 code for a protein of 208 amino acids. The record is from RefSeq and is a predicted model, not a curated record. NCBI's taxonomy places the organism in Eukaryota, Metazoa, Chordata, Actinopteri, Cypriniformes, Catostomidae. Gene Ontology annotation, biological process: signal transduction. Gene Ontology annotation, cellular component: plasma membrane. The transcript is spliced from 6 exons. Gene Ontology annotation, molecular function: GDP binding; GTP binding; GTPase activity.